Messenger RNA from Annulohypoxylon truncatum, 1702 nucleotides. RefSeq lists its product as uncharacterized. The transcript has 5 exons. The coding region runs from base 161 to 1324 and encodes 387 amino acids. The record is from RefSeq and is a predicted model, not a curated record. NCBI's taxonomy places the organism in Eukaryota, Fungi, Ascomycota, Sordariomycetes, Xylariales, Hypoxylaceae.
CCUAGGUAUCAAGUAAGUAAUAUUAAGCUUUCCUGCUGCCAAUAUAAAUUUUGGCUUUAAUGCCUCUUCGAGGCAGCACUAUUUUCCUUGUCUCACAAGGCGUCUUAACUAACAGUAUUGUACGAGCACCGUCACUUUAUGCUAUCGGUUGAAAUCUACUAUGAGUUCUACGCAGAUAGACCUUUGCGCCGUUCCGGCAGGACCGUCCCCGGACGGAGAAUACAAUUUCGAAAAUCCGACAAACCUGACGCCGGUAAUAACUUCUAUCAGCACUAUCCUGCUAGCAAUCUCUGUGAUUCUCGCUCUUCUUCGAAUGCGCACAAAUCGGGAAAAGCUGCACCCCGCCGACUGGUGGACUUUGGUCGCUGUUGUUAUUAAUAUCGUUUUCACCGGUGUCGUAUUGGCUCAGCAUAAAUUCAACCGCCAUCAAUGGGACAUACCGGUAUGUUGGUUCACGGGCACGUACUUCAGGAUCGUGUACGUUCAAGCAAUGCUCUUCGCGCCCGUUUUCUUCACGUCGAAAGCCGCCAUCUUUUUGCUUUACCAGCAAAUUUUCGGGGUUCAGAGACGUAUCAGGAUCGCCGUCAAGAUUGGCUUGUUAUGUAGCCUCGUCUUAUAUAUUCCGAACAUACCUCUCUCUGCGAUUUUCGUGGCUCCUCCCCGGGGCCAGCCGUGGGUGUCGAUGUUGACGUCCGACGCGCCAAAGAAGAUGGUUAUAUGGGGUAUUGUGCAGAGUUCUAUUACUAUCCUGCUUGAUUUCUACAUCUUCUUCCUCCCUCUCCCCGUCAUUCUGAAACUCAACAUGCCAAUGGGACGGCGGCUGCAGCUUUUUGGUGUUUUUACAACAGCUCUCAUGGGUAUUGCUGCAAGUGCUCUGUCGCUUGCCUACCGCAUCACGCUUUUACACACGACCGACGCGUUGUGGCCGCAAACUAUAGUAACCCUUUGCGCAGUGGUCGAAGUCAACGUGGCUAUCAUCGUUAGUUGCAUGCCAGCGUCGGCCCAUCUAUGGAAGUUGCAUAUUAGCCGAUCCGUUCUUUUCCAAUCGUUGCGGUCACAGCUCUUGAACCUUGCCGGUAGUAGCGGUAGCAGGCGUUCCCGUGAUGAACCCAAGGACGACAGACCCAAAAUAGCAACCAUUGGCUCGGCUGAAGCGCCCCGGCGACGCGAUUAUUACGAAUUAACGGAUACUGCCAUCUUAAAGUCGCAGGUCACAGUCGAAGAUAACAUUCCAGGGACUCGUAACUCCCCACCGAGCGGCAUCGUCCGUUCCGUGGGAUUUUCUCAGCACUUCGGGUCUGAGAGCAACGAGAAUUUGACAUAAGAGAGCACUUGGAGCAAAGAUCCUCGCAUUUUGUUCAGUUCUGGGCGGUAAGGCAUUGGUUGCUUGAAUUGUUUGAGGGAUGUAAUAGCCUGCAAAUGGUAUAUACCAACACUACAGAGAGAGACCUUGCGCCAAGUUUGACAACAUUUGAAGUUAGCAACUAUGUUCACUCCUAAUAACUAUAUUCAUAGUAUAAUCAGAUUCCCCCCAUAGUGUGCAUGAUUAAGACAGCAACUCUUGAGAUAUUUUAGAUUACCUAUGCAUCUAACGGGGUUUGCUUUACAGCAACAAGAUGUCUACUUCGCAGUAACAAGAGAAUAAUGUUAGGCGCGAAAUUAUUCCUGUCCAUCCUCAUCAGUUACGCAGUUGGAUGCCUGG